This is a messenger RNA of Camelina sativa (false flax), 1023 nucleotides long. The record is from RefSeq and is a predicted model, not a curated record. NCBI's taxonomy places the organism in Eukaryota, Viridiplantae, Streptophyta, Magnoliopsida, Brassicales, Brassicaceae.
AUGUCUCCUCCAAAGUCCUCAUCGGGUAAAACCGUGAAACCUUUGAUUCUGGGUGUUUAUGGUCCCCAUCAACCGUCAAUUCUCUCUGCGGAGAAUAUAGCUGAGUUUAGAGGAUCUACCGGGAUUCCGCCUGAGAUUGAGAUCAGGUUCCCGGAAGCUCAUGAAUCUCUGGAGAAUCCUCCUCCGGGCUACGGUUGCGCGUUUGAGAUAUUUUUCUCUGCGUGCGGACUAUCGUUCCCCCUUCCUGAACUCAUCGUAAAGAUGAUGUUCGAACUGGGCUUUGCUCUCCCCCAGAAGUGCCCGAACUUCGUUCGAACCGUAAUGUGUCUCCAGACUCUGGGGGAGCAGUUUGAUUACAAGCUAUCCCUGGCCGACUUUCUUCAGGUUUACACGGUGAAAACAGGUCGUACCAAGGGCACGCUUUACGUCAAUCCGCUCUCCGGGCUGAAGGUCUUUGAUGACCUUCCCGAGAAGGACGAGAAAUGGCGGAAGUCUUACUUCUUUUUCCCGGUUAACGAACUCACCUUUGGUCACCUCUCGAUUUCCAUCUCAGAUUACUUCGAGUGCGGGUUGAUUUGCCCUAUCUUUUGCGAGAUUUUCUCGAGGUUCUGCAGCCAGGGCCAGAUCGCCUGGGAUUCCUUUUCGUGUGAAAGGAUUAGGGAGUCCACGGUGAGGCUCAGAGGACGUUCUCUCGUUUGCUCCGACCCCAUAAGCACUUCGGAGAUGAACUAUAGAGAAGAAAGGGCUUGUCGACUUGCUGAGAAGGAGGCAAAGCUAAACAUGGCGGCGGCUCUUGCCGAGGGCAAAGCUCGCCUUCCUACCAAGAAGUCUGGUUCGUCCGCCCCUGAGGUAGGCGGGACUCCCGCAUCCCCUGCUGGCCCUUUCGAGCUCCUCGCAGGUGCAACCGAUCCGUCCGAACCUCUCGUGAUUGUCAUAGCUGAUUCUAGUGACGAGCCACGGGAGAUCGCAGCUCCCCCCGUCAGCAAAGAAGCCUUCUGGUGGAGUCAGCUCCCAGCGAACUGA